AAUAGUUAUAACUAUGUCUGUGAAUGUUUUCAGAAUCAUGGCUGUGGACUGGCUUGGUUUCGGAUACGCUGCCCUCUUGGCCUUUGGUGGCCUAAUGGGGUUUUCUCGGAAAGGUAGUAUUGUAUCCUUGGCAGCUGGUCUCACGUUUGGCUUGCUUGCUGCUUAUGGGGCAUUAUGUGUUUCAUAUAAUCCUAGAGACAUCAAGAUAUCAUUGAUUGCUCCAGGUUCUCUAAGUUUAAUAAUGGGCCUGAGAUACAAUAGAUCAAAGAAGAUCAUGCCUGCCGGAAUUGUAGCUGGAGUUAGCAUUUUUAUGGUGUUGAAGCUCUUGUUCAAUCUCAGUUAGAGGGAUGUGCACCUGAUGGAAAAGAAACCAACAAACAACCCCUUUUGAUGUACACAUCAGAAGACUUCCAUUUUAUACAUUCUACUGUAACAUGACAUAUGCACUGAUUCUUAAAUCAUUCCAUAAUUUGCAUUGUACUAAUUUUUGCAUCUUGGCUUUUAUAUUGU
Molecule: messenger RNA, 510 nt
Organism: Nanorana parkeri
Lineage: Eukaryota; Metazoa; Chordata; Amphibia; Anura; Dicroglossidae
Gene: TMEM14A
Product: transmembrane protein 14A
Exons: 4
Coding region: 14-343 (109 amino acids)
Biological process (GO): regulation of heme biosynthetic process
Cellular component (GO): mitochondrial membrane
Source: RefSeq, a predicted model, not a curated record